Alligator mississippiensis (American alligator) is the source of this 3401-nucleotide messenger RNA. Its product is annotated as A-kinase anchor protein 17B. The coding region runs from base 472 to 2193 and encodes 573 amino acids. NCBI's taxonomy places the organism in Eukaryota, Metazoa, Chordata, Crocodylia, Alligatoridae. The record is from RefSeq and is a predicted model, not a curated record. The transcript has 5 exons.
AGUUCACUGCAUCGCCCAUGUCCCUGGAGAACAUCUGUCCAAACUUGUUUGGACACUUUCUUUAAGGAAGCGGACAAGACUCCAGAAGAACCUGCAGCCGAGACUCCUGAGAAGACUCCAGCCAAGAACCCUUCAAAAAGUCCAACCAAGAGCCCUUCAAAAAGUCCAGCAAAGUCACCUCAAAGACAUCCUUCCAAAUCAGUGACGACCAAACAUUUUGGUGAAACAGCUAUAAAAAGGAGAAGGCUGGAAAGACUCAAGCUGCAGCAGCUAGAGCAAGAAAGAGAAAGGGAAAAAGAGGAGGAGGAAGAGGAGGCUGAAAGAAAAAGACGUGAUGAUGAAAAAAAAGUUGGAGAAAGAAAAAGGAAGGCUAAGCUCAAGAGGAGAGAACAGAGACAGAUAGAUCGGGAUGAAAAACGCCCAAGAAAGCAGCAGAAGGUAACAGCUGAAGAAGAGCAGUGGCCAGAGAAUAUGCCUGAAUGGGAAGAGAGGAAAUAUCUACUAGCUCAGAGAAGAGUGGAGUCUGUAAGGCUGCUUACAGUGCUGUUAAACCGAGUAAAAGAUUUUGCACAGUUGACCAGCCAAAAAGUGGAGCCUUUACUGGACCUUGGAGACUUAAGGAAAGAUCACUUUCCGGAGACAGAGUUACAAACUGCACAGAAGGAGCAGAAAGACUUCCAUUGUUUUGGGGAGCAGAAGCAUGGGGAAAAGUUUAAGUAUCGGUUGUUUCAAACGGAUGGCUCUUCAUUUAGUGAGAGAGAGUGGGAGACUAAGCUACCCGCAUCAUCUUGUCAUAUUGUGAGGACUGUCUUAAAUGAUCCUGCUGUAACCCUGAGCUCUGGUAAAUUAACUAGAACGGACAAGUACAGCUCCUCUGAAAGUGGUUCUUUACAGAUUACAAUUACUCAAGACUGCAAGCUCAUAGAGUCUCUUGAUAGAGAGAACUCACAAACAGCAUGUGAUGCAGGCUGCCGCAAGAAGCAAAAGGUUUAUGAAACUGAUGAAUUCAUACAUUAUUUAUUAAACUACUAUCAAACCCCACGGUAUGCACGUGUCUGCCUACAGCCAAAAACUGCUGUGAGCAAGUCUUGGUGGCAAAGGGUGGUGUCGGAUAAUGGCAACAGCUUUCAGAUCAACUUGAGGAACAAGUAUGGGCAGCACCUCACUGAGAAGAGUUUUGUACAAAAUCUUGAUGAGAGAACUUGCAGCAGGGAUGAUAAUUAUAGAUGGGAGAUCACUAUUCAGAAAUCAGAGCCUACGUCGGGAACAUCCAAACAUAAGACCUGUUUUCAAGGGUUCACAAAUAACUUCCAGAUACAGUGGAAUGACUCGCUCAACACUGGCAACUUCCCACGUGUGGAACUGAACAAUUCCUUUGGAGGCGCCAGCCUUGGUCAUAAUAAAGAAUCCAAACAAGACAGUAACAGCAGGAAAGUUACUCUGCCAUACAAGCCAUCUGGGGCAGCAUACAAAUUAAAUGAAUUAUUGGAAGAGAUUAGUAGUGAUUCUGAAUACUUCAGUAGCUUAGUAAAGAGAACGGAGAGAAAACAUGAAAAGGUUUUCGGUGAUGGUAACAAAUUAUCCUCUCUCAUGGGAAAGGAGGAGAAAAAAAUUAUUGUUUGUGUUAAAAAUGCAGCUCAGAAUGAUGAAGACAGUGAAUCCAAAAAAUGUAGCUUCUGUUCAAAUUCUGUGCCUGAUGGCUUGACAAAGCAGAGUGGACGUAAGCUUAAAAAAUCAUGCAAGAGGUCCAGUAGUAAAUUAAGACAUGAAGGGCAAAGAAGUGAGAGGCGAUCCAGGGAGGAAGAGAGACAUGCUCACAAAAAGAAAAAAAAAAGAAAAAAGCCUCUCACUAACAUUUUAUCUGAUGAACAUGGCUUCUCUGAAACAGAUGGUUGCAGACAAUUGGCAACUCUAAAAAAGACACAGAGGAAAUGUAACAAAAUAGUUCACCACAAAAUGAAACUCAAAACGCUUCACACGGUGACAGCAGUCACAAAAGAUGCCAUCUCUCCUGAUGCCUCUGCCCUUCAGGGAUCUCGCCAAAAGGCAGGAGAGGAGAGGAAAUUAACUUUGAGAGAAGAGAUGGAUCCCAAUUCAGCUGUAAGAGGAUUCCCUGUAUUUCCCGUGGAGAUGAUUGAGACAAAUCCUUGCCUAGACACUGUUUGUGAAGCAGAACCCAGUAGAGGAUGCUGAAUGCCUGUCAAGUAAUGGAAAGCUGGUCUCAAGGCUACUUACGGAAGGAGAAAGUUUCUUUCAUAGCUGUAAGAACUGAACUGUAAGGGUUAGUAAUUGUAAGCAUUCUAGGAUAGCCUGUGUUGCUUAGAGUCUUCCUACAUGCAGAAGUGGUAGGACAAUCAGGCUGGUAUAAAGAGCCACAGAAAAACAGAAUCUUUCUAGAUUUGCUAUCAAUAUUUAAAAGGACCAAAAAGUUACUCAAAGGCAUGGCCAAGUAUUGUCGAUGAGGACCAGUUGCUAAGAGGUUUGAAGCUUAAUAGCUUGAAACCUCCAAAUUGAACUAAGUCAGGGAGUUAUGAAACAUCCAAAUUCUGAUGUCUGUAAUAAGGGCUGAACAGAUUGUGCACGAAAGCUCUUGUAGAGAUGUAAUAAAGCUCGUGCAGUGCUGCCUCAGUCAGAUUGGUGAAGUGGUAGGACUAGAAGAGGUGCCGUGGCAGGAAGUCAGGGAUAUUCAUAUUUUUGGGAAAAAAAGAUGGGUGAAAUCUUGCUCAUUUCCAAAUUUGAGAAACAAGCAGGCUAGUCUAUUUUAACCUUUACUGAGCCCCUGGGCUGGAACAGGUCCUCUGCUUUCUAUUAGAAUUUCAGAAAUUAUUUGGAAAACUAACAGGCUCUUGGGCGGGUCUGUCUCAUUACAGUCCCAAUAGAUUGAAUGUUCCUCGGAUGCUGCGUAAGGAUAUUUUGAAAAUGGCACUGAUGUUGAAAAUAAAAGGGGAUGCUUGACAUUAGGAGAAGUUGCCUUCAAUAUGUGCUGGCAGUUGUUUGCAGCAGAAAUUUGGAUCUUUUAAAGGAACAAGUAGGAACAGGACUGCUUAGUUUGAGGUAGCUGACAGGUAAUUCACAGGAAAGACUUCUAACAUUGCUACAUUUCAUAAAUUUUUUUCAGCAUGGAGUUAUAAAUGUGAAACUGCAGACUAGAAGCUUGAAUUAAUAUCUGUUGUUUGUUCAGUUGUCUCUAUUUAGAAGACAGCCACAGCUGCUCCUGGACAAAGUCCCCUUGGGAGAUGGAACUUAAUUUAGAAAAUAUAUUGACUAUUUAAGUUCUCAUUUUGGAAAAAAAUAUUUAUUACAUGUCAGGAUACUAAAGUAAUAUGAUAUUGCUGCUUUCAUACAUAGCAUAUCAUCCAUGUUGUAACUUCUGCUCUAAUAAAUAUUAAUAAACACUUGCA